Messenger RNA from Closterium sp. NIES-67, 1595 nucleotides. NCBI's taxonomy places the organism in Eukaryota, Viridiplantae, Streptophyta, Zygnematophyceae, Desmidiales, Closteriaceae. The record is from the annotation of a GenBank genome assembly.
ACUCACCUGAUCACCUCCUCUCCUCUUCCCCCCUCACCACCACCUCCGCACCAUCCAUGCCGGUUCUCGUCCUCCCACAGCCCUGUGCGCGCGCCACGUUGCUCCACGCACGCGCCGCUACCGCAGCACGCGUUGCGCGCCGAGCAUCCAGCGGCAUUCCAGCGUGUAGCAGGCGAAGAACAACUGUCGCCGCGACGCCAGCAUUCUCAGCAUCGACCUCCUCCUCCCCGUCACGAUCAGUCUCCGCAGCGUCAGCAUCGUCGUCAGCGUCAGCGUCAGCCGCUCCUCCGACGUCGAUCGGCAACAUGAAGCGAGUUACGCUGGGCAGCUCGGAUCUGUCCGUUUCCCAGGCGUGCUACGGGCUGAUGACGUUCGGGCAGCAGAACUCGGAGGCGGAGGGCCACGCGCUGCUGGACUACGCCGUGUCGCGCGGAGUUAACUUCGUGGAUGCCGCUGAGGUGUACCCUGUGCCCAUGCGCAGCGAGACAGCGGGGCGAACGGAGGAGAUCCUAGGCACGUGGCUCAAGAACAAGGACCGCUCCUCCAUCGUCGUCGCCACCAAGGUGGCAGGGUACAACCCGGGGAGCUACACCCCGGGCAACAGGGAGGAGCCGCGCAGCCUCGAGCUGGCGGACUGCCGCCUGGACAGGGCCAGCAUCCGCAAGGCGUGUGCUGCCAGCCUGCGACGCCUGCAGACCGACUACAUCGACCUGUAUCAGAUCCACUGGCCUGAUCGCUACGUGCCCAAGUUUGGUGUGACGCAGUACCGGCCAGAGAAGGAGUACCCGUCCAUCCCCAUCGAGGAGACCGUGGCCGCCAUGGCGGAACUCAUCAAGGAGGGCAAGAUCCGGCACUACGGGCUGAGCAACGAGACCACGUUCGGCGUGUGCGAGUACGUGCACGCGGCGCGGCGGCUGGGCGUGCCGCCGCCAGUGUCGAUCCAGAACAGCUUCUCCGUCGUGCACCGCUCCUUCGAGACCGAGCUUGCUGAGGCCUGCGCGCCCAGCAACUACAACAUCGGGCUGCUGCCCUGGAGCCCCAUGGGCGGUGGAAUGCUGUCGGGCAAGUACAACGGGGGCAAGCGGCCGGAGGGAGCGCGCUUCUCUCUGUUUGAGCAGUACCAGGAGCGCUUCACCACGGGGGCCAUGGCUGACGCCACGCAGAUCUACACCGACUAUGCGGAGAGCGUUGGCAUAUCCCCGGCGCAGCUAGCGCUGGCGUGGUGCAAGUCGCGGUGGUACGUGACGUCCACCAUCUUUGGCGCCACUAAUCUGGAGCAGCUCAAGGAGAACCUCGAUGCGUUUGAGAUUGAUCUCUCUCCUGAGGUGCUGGAAGGCAUUGAUAAGAUCCAUCUGCAGAAGAAGGACCCUGCAAUGCUCCUUUAAGAACAGCCUCACACUUUGCUUUGCAUUGGGUGGGCUCAUCUAAGGCCCUUGCUGGUUGGAUCUUUUUGUUUCAUACUCAAGACUCUCCUUGGCCAGUUUUCAGCUGAUUUACGAUAAACAUAUGGCCACAGACAUACGGUAACAUAUGGUAUGUAAGAUGUGCUUGUGAAAAUACUCAACAGCAAGGCAAGGCAAGAGCUUUUGGCUGGU